CGCCCUUCAAUUCCUUCGCUUCGCUAGACAUAUUCUGUAUGAAAUUCUUUUAAAAUCGCUUCGAAACUAUCAACUAUUUCUAAUUUUUUCAAUAAUUCCAAGUGUACGUAGAACUAGAAUAUUUUUUUCUCGAAGCAGUUGUGCAAACACGAGACACACGCGUGGGUCCCACGCGCUGUGUACUCGAACUCAGACCAUCGAUGAAACAUCACGGAUACGGGAUGAUCUGGGACUUCAAGAAUUGUGAAACUUAUUUGGACAGCGUCUGCAAAUUCCCUGUUUCAUAAAAUAUCUGUCCGAAAUUUUUUAAAAUUUUGAUUUCAAAUUGCUUUGAAAUGUUAAUCGUAUUCUAUAUGGCAACAAUGGGAUCCUACAUUAUUUCAAUUUAAAUUUGACACCACCAAUUCUUGGCAACACCACUAGAGACUAUAAGUAAGAGACUAAGUAGACUUGCAACACUCUGACAUAUCACCAUUGACAUAUCACAUUAUUAUUCGAGUAUUGCCGCUAGCGUUGUGCCCAUAAGCGUCUGUUUAGACUGUCCUACAAAAUAUCAAAGACAGCGGGGAAGGUUAAAUGCUGCUCCUAUUGACAAUGAUAUGCUUCUAAUCUUGACAUAAACUCAAUUACGUGAGAUCAAAUGGCCGUUUAGAAAUCAUUAAUCUUCCUUAAUUCGAAAUUGAGGCGGGAUUGUCUACGCACGCAUGCCGCCUGUAAAUUAGCAUUAGUUGCGCUUUCAGAUUGCGCAUUUCCCUCGACGUCCCGAGACGGAUAUUAUUUUCGUUUGAGCUGGUACAAAAGAGAUUUUUUUCAUUUCAAGAAUCUGAUUUGAAAACGGAUAACCCUUUCGAAAGCAUUUCAGUUUUCUUUUGGUAAAACUCCAAAUGUCACUACUAGAAUUCCGACGACUCUUGAAAUCUGAGAAGUGCUAAGCUGUCUUCAGAGAGCAUGAAAAAUGAUUUAUGACUAUCUCAAUACGCCAGCCAUGUUUUGUAUCCACGAACCUUGUUUCAUUGUUGUCGAAUUCGAUCGAGUUAAGGCGCGUUGUAAUAUUCAUAUCGCGUGGUCUAAUGGCUCGAAAUUUGUACCUUACAUAAAAAGUGAACCUUCGGCUAUCUAUAAUCCGCCGUAAUAGUAUUUGUAUUAACACUUAAAUUGUCUGUACUAUCCGCUAAAUCCUUUGUUUGAAAAUGCUAAUGGUGGGAUCGUGUGAACGCUUUAAAGAAAUGUUUUCCUGUCGAACGCUUUUAGCUUUCUUGACUUUACAAACGUUUUGUAUCCGUGUGACAUUAUGCCAAAAUAAAAAAGCUCUCUACAAGAACAUUGAGGAUGAUAUUAAGAGGCUGAAGGCAAAUAAAGCGAAGUGUACCAAAGCGGAUUUGAGCAACAUCCUACGAUUAAAAUGCGAGGACAAAUUGGACAAGGCGAUGCUGUGCAUUGGAGAGAAAUUGUUAUCAAAUAAAGACCAGGGAGAAUUAUGGACGCAUCUAGGGGAGAUAUACUAUAGACAAGGAAAGAGAACAAGGGGUAAUAAGUGCUUCAAAGAGGCAGGUAGAAUCGAUGGUGAAUUCACAGGGCAAAUAACCCUGUGGUAUUUCAUUGGACCGUUUCAAAUUGGCAAGGCCGAAAUCGACGGCGACCCGUUGGAAAGUUUCGGAGGAAUUGGGAAAAUAUUGUGUCAAAGAUAUGGGAAAGAUUUCCAGGCCUAUUCAGAACUGGCCCCUCAGGGCAUCGUGAAAUGGAGCACAAUCGAAGCGACGCAAGAUAGGGUUACCGUGGAUCCGAAACUUGAUAACUGGGAUACGCUUGUUUUUCAUCUUGACUCGAGCGCGGUUCUGGAGUGGCAAGGCUGGCUUGUUGGAGAUUUCAGAAUCAAUAGUGAGAUGACUGCGCUAAUACGUUGUGACGGAGUUAGUACAGUGUAUCUUGACGAAACUAUGCUGGCCGGAGAUGUUUAUGUGAAUGUAAAUUAUUGGUAUCCCGUUCAUUUGAAACCUGGUUUCCACUCGGUUCUACUGCGUGCCAGAGAGACAGGAAACAUGAGCUUUUAUUGCAAAUUGAAACCGGCGGAUGAAUCUCCACCAUUCAAUAUUCACCCGGUGAUCACCCCAGACCUGGUCGAUGGUCGCAUUUUCAGCAACCAUGUGUCCAUUCCAGUCACAAACCACCAUCCGUCCAAAUGGCUGACGCUCACCAAAUUGACUGUGGUAUCACAAAAUGGCGGACCGAACGUUGCCUUACAUCUUGACCAAACUCAAACCUUGACCGUUGCUCCCGGUCAGAUUCGUUCAAUCAUUGCCACGCUUACGUUUAAAAGCGUGAAACUGAAGCCAUCCUCGUGUUCUGCGAAAGAUAUCCAGGGAUUACUGCAAUUGAAGUCCAGUGACGGUUCAAAAGUGCAAAACCGCUUCACGAUAAAAUGUCGUUCAAGACACGAGCCAUUCUUGUUUACCUUCAUCGACCACGAUGGCUCCGUGCAGCGGGCUGCGACUAUCUUUCCAAUCGUCGACGAUGAAAGAGUUACAUCACGGACGUAUCCUGUACUCCUAACUCUUCAUGGAACAGGGUCUACAGCCCAGACUCAUGCCGAAGCAUACAAGAGAAAGGAGGGAGGGGAGGAUCGAUGGAUAUUUGGGGUUGAAGGACUGUGGACACUAGCGCCCUCCAGGCACGGUGAUCACAACUGGGAAGGCCCAGGCGAGCUCACAGCUAUGACGUCAUUGCAAAAACUUGCGGAACUCACGCGCGAACAUGAUUGGAUCAACGCGAAGGCUAAUAAUAAGGCGGUCGUGUUUGCUGGUCAUGCCAUGGGUGGUCAUGGAGCUUGGCAACUUUCUUCACAUCAUCCCGACAUCACCCUAGCUGUUGUUUCAAUAGCUGGUUGGAUCAGCAAAGAAAAUUAUAGACAGUGGAAUACGUUCUUCAAGGUUGAUAUCAGCGUCAGCCACACGGACUCCAGUUUAAAACAUGUAUUAGAGACUUGUAAUGCUGAAAAUGAUGUUGGAAAACUUGUGCCUAAUUUAAAGGGUAUUCCAGUCAUGAUCCGCGUCGGAGCAAGGGACGAGAUAGUGCAUCCGUAUUUUUCAAGGCGGAUGUUUCGGCUAUUGAGAGAGCAAAGCAAUAUCGUCACAUAUCACGAAUUGCCGGAUAAGAGUCACUGGUGGUGGGAUACCUACAGCAAGAAUGACGGAGGCGCGGUGAACGAUCGAGAUAUGAGAGAGUUCCUUGUAAAUCACUCCAAGUUCGCCAUCACUAAAACCUCCAGGCCAGCAUGCCCAAGAACUGAACAAGGAAUACCAUGUGAAAACGAGGGGGCUUUGAAAUAUUCUUCACUCCAUGCUCCAGACCGAAAUCUCGCGGGUUCCGGAGAAUUUAUACUUACAUUGUUCAAUCCCGCAAGUUCCAAAGGGGUUCGUGGAGUCAGGGUUUUGCAACAGGCGACCCCGUUUCGAAAAACAACUGUUCGGAUUCAAUUCACGGGGUCUAACGUUACCAUGGUUACAUCAAACGUGAUCAGAUUAAGAUUCACUGAGCCCACAAUCUCCCCAGUUCGCUGGACAGAGAGAGGAGGAGUCUUUGUGGAUGGGAUUCAAAUUUCAGUCGAUAGAAAAAACGGUAAUGUGUUUGACCUCUGCAAAGACGGGAAGAGACAUUGGAGGGUAUGUGAGGUUUCCGGUGAAUGUUUUGAGUCUGAAACACAACGAGGUCCCCUCAAUCAUGGUCCCGCAGGACGUAUUGCUGAACAACCACUGCUUAUCAUUGUUGGAACAUCGAGAAAGAGUCACACAGCUCAGGCGUUACUUCAGAUGGCCGUCUAUAUCGCUAGCACAUAUUACCUCACCUCGCAUGCGACUGUUCCAAUAAUUCGAGCCAAAGAUAUUGUUGACAGCAAUAUUCGUGAUCACAACCUGAUUAUCGUUGGCGAGCUUUCUUUUACUGCUACCUACUUGGAGAGGAUCCCGUUGAGGGUUGACAAGGGCAGUUCGAUUAAUUUAGGCAAUUGUGUCUUUCAAUCGUCAGAUAUGGGUGUACUCUCCCUAGUCCCUCAUUCCAGAUCACGGCUGGCCUUGGUUAUCACAGGUACAUCAUUGUCUGCCAUUCGUAACGUCGUAAGUUUAGCAACGCCCACUGUCCCACCCAUGGUUAGAUCGCCUUUUUCUAACCUCGUACCGGAUUACGUCAUAACCGGCCCCGAUUUUAAGGCACGGGGACCAGGUGGCUACUUGUGUGCAGGUUUCUGGGGCAACAGCUGGGAAUAUCGAAGCGAUAUUUCCUCCUGCGCGUGUUGAAAUAAUACUAACUGAUCUAAAAUGAAAGCUGGAUUAAAUAUGGCUUCCUUUCGCCCAUAACAAAUAUCCUACGGGCUUUUUCACCGCAGUA
Dendronephthya gigantea is the source of this 4380-nucleotide messenger RNA. RefSeq lists its product as uncharacterized. NCBI's taxonomy places the organism in Eukaryota, Metazoa, Cnidaria, Anthozoa, Malacalcyonacea, Nephtheidae. The transcript is spliced from 10 exons. Bases 1191 to 4289 code for a protein of 1032 amino acids. The record is from RefSeq and is a predicted model, not a curated record.